Messenger RNA from Alligator mississippiensis (American alligator), 7083 nucleotides. It is a transcript of the gene EPB41L3, whose product is annotated as erythrocyte membrane protein band 4.1 like 3. Gene Ontology annotation, biological process: cortical actin cytoskeleton organization. The record is from RefSeq and is a predicted model, not a curated record. The transcript is spliced from 26 exons. Gene Ontology annotation, molecular function: actin binding; structural molecule activity. The coding region runs from base 177 to 4439 and encodes 1420 amino acids. Lineage: Eukaryota; Metazoa; Chordata; Crocodylia; Alligatoridae. Gene Ontology annotation, cellular component: cytoskeleton; plasma membrane.
CGCUCCGCAUCCGGCUCCCCCCUCCUCCCCCUCCCUCUCCCGAGGAGCCUCCGCAGCCCUGAUUUGCUGGGAGCUGGCGGAGGACUAGUCCUGGGCAGAGCUCCGCGGGGCUGCUGCUGACGCGGGGACCCGCUGCCGCCGCCGCCGCCGCGCCGCGCCGCCGAGAAUAAUCAACCAUGACUACCGAAUCUGGAUCAGAUUCCGAGUCGAAGGACAAAGAACAAGAUCAGCAAGAAGACCCUGCUCAGCAAGGGACAGCAGGGGCACAACCUCCAGACCAGCAGCAGCUAAGUGAAGAACAUCAGAACGGAUUAGAACAGUUUUCUGGUGUGGCAGCUCACAGUACACCUGUGAAAAAAGAGCAGGCAACUGACAAAGAACAGGAACUUGCUGUUGCAAAACAACUGGAGUACCAGCAGUUGGAGGAGGAUAAGCUAUCCCAAAAAUCAUCAUCUAGCAAACUCUCCAGAUCUCCUUUAAAGAUUGUCAAAAGACCCAAAAGUAUGCAGUGUAAGGUGACUCUCCUGGAUGGCUCUGAAUAUGCAUGUGAUGUGGAGAAACGCUCCAGAGGUCAAGUACUGUUUGACAAAGUGUGUGAACAUCUGAAUCUUUUGGAAAAAGACUACUUUGGCCUAACUUACAGAGACGCAGAAAACCAAAAGAAUUGGCUGGACCCUGCGAAGGAAAUCAAAAAGCAGAUCCGAAGUGGUGCUUGGCAGUUUGCAUUUAACGUGAAAUUCUACCCUCCAGAUCCUGCCCAGCUCUCUGAAGACAUUACCAGGUACUACCUCUGUUUACAGCUGAGAGAUGACAUAGUAUCUGGACGGCUGCCCUGUUCGUUUGUUACUCUUGCUCUUUUGGGCUCCUACACUGUUCAGUCUGAACUUGGAGAUUAUGAUCCUGAUGAAUAUGGAAGUGAUUAUGUCAGUGAAUUCCGCUUUGCACCAAAUCACACUAAAGAACUGGAAGACAAAGUAAUUGAGCUGCACAAGAGCCACAGGGGAAUGACACCUGCAGAGGCUGAGAUGCAUUUCUUAGAGAAUGCCAAAAAGUUAUCUAUGUAUGGAGUAGAUCUACAUCAUGCCAAGGAUUCGGAAGGAGUGGAAAUCAUGUUAGGGGUUUGUGCAAGUGGCCUAUUAAUAUAUCGUGACAGACUUAGAAUAAAUAGAUUUGCCUGGCCAAAGGUUCUGAAAAUUUCAUACAAGAGGAACAACUUCUACAUCAAAAUCCGACCAGGAGAGUUUGAACAGUUUGAAAGCACUAUUGGGUUUAAGUUGCCAAAUCAUCGUGCUGCAAAGCGUUUAUGGAAAGUGUGUGUGGAACAUCAUACAUUUUUCAGGCUCUUGUUACCAGAGGCACCUCCAAAGAAAUUCCUUACAUUGGGUUCCAAAUUCCGCUACAGUGGAAGAACGCAAGCCCAGACAAGAAGAGCCAGUGCAUUAAUAGAUCGACCUGCACCCUAUUUUGAGCGUUCUUCUAGUAAACGUUACACUAUGUCUCGCAGCUUAGAUGGGGCAUCAGUGAAUGAAAACCAUGAAAUGUACAUGAAGGAUUCUAUGUCUGCUACAGAGGUUGGUACUGGCCAGUACGCCACAACAAAAGGCAUCUCUCAAACCAACUUGAUAACCACUGUGACUCCAGAGAAAAAGGCAGAAGAAGAGAAAGAUGAGGAAGAGGGCAAAAAGAAAAGAGAAGAAGAAGUCACUCCUGUCUCAGCAGCACGCCAUGACACAAAGCCAUCUUUGCUUGGCACUGAUUCAUUCCAUUCCUCACCAUCCUCACCAUCCGCCCCCCCUGUAUCUUCAACAAAGCUCCGUAAGAGAUGUAAGGAGAAUCCUCGAAAAUCAGUAGGUUGCGAGUCACCUAAAGACAGUGUUCAAACCCCUGGUGAGUCUGACUUGGACUCUGACAAAAAAGGAAGAGUUUGCUCUGCUGAACAAGAUAUGAAAUUUAACUAUAAACAAAAAGCUGGUCAAGGUGGAACUUUGUUUUCCUUCUCCUUGCAACUUCCAGAGUCAUUUCCUUCUCUCCUGGAUGAUGAUGGCUACCUUUCCCUCCCUAACUUCUCUGAAACCAACUUCCUGCCUGAAAGUUUGCAGCAUUACCUUCCCAUCCGAUCACCAUCCCUUGUGCCUUGUUUCCUUUUCAUCUUUUUCUUUCUGCUAUCCGCCUCUUUCUCAGUACCAUAUGCCCUCACUCUCUCCUUUCCUCUGGCUAUGUGCCUCUGCUACCUGGAGCCCAAGGCGGCCUCCUUGAGUGCCUCACUUGACAAUGACCUGAGUGACAGUUCAGAGGAAGAGACUGACAGUGAACAGACGGAUACUGCAGCUGAUGGUGAAACCACUGCCACAGAGUCGGAUCAAGAGGAGGAUGGAGAUCUAAAAGCACAGGACCUAGACAAAACUCAAGAAGACCUGAUGAAACACCAGACCAAUAUAAGCGAGCUGAAACGAACCUUCUUGGAAACCUCUGCAGAUACCACAGUAUCUAACGAAUGGGAAAAGAGGCUUUCCACAUCUCCAGUCCGGCUUGCUGCAAGACAUGAGGAAGCUCCCAUGAUUGAACCACUUGUGCCUGAAGAGACCAAAGAAGACAGGGAAAAAUCUGGAAAACUUAUAUUUUUGCAGAAGGGAAGUACCACAUUCCUUGAAUCCCAGCCAAGGGAGAUAGAGAAGAAGCUGCAGGAAGGAGAAUCUGCUGGCACUGUGGUUACUUCUCAUCAAAUCAUUAUCCAGAAAAGUGUCCCAUCAUCCCUAGAGGGCACUGAGGAUUGGGUUAUUAUAGACAAAAUACCCUCUGAGGUAGUUGAUGGUGAAUCGAAAAAAAAAGUGCCAUACAAAGUAAUGACUGUGAGCCGUAAAAGUGACAUUCCAGCUGAGAUAUUAAAAUCCAGUACCAUUCUAAUGCAGAGCUUUGAGGACUUGGAAAGUGAAAUGCAAUCCAAAGAGGAGAAUAAACAGAAAAUGUACACCUUAGGAAAGUCGUAUGAUACAGUAUCCGGGAAAAUUGUAAUCAUGACAAGUAAAGCUAAAGAGGGAGAGAAAACAAUACAAUCUUCACUAGACGCCUUUCAGAAAUUGGAGAGGGAAGUGCAAGAAUCUGUGAAGAUCAUUCCAGUAGUGGCUGAAUAUGAACUUCUAGAGCCUGGCACCGAUGAGAAAGCUAGGCGGGUAUCCGAUGUGCAAAGCACGAAGAGGAAGCUGUCUGAAUCUUUGACACCCAUAAAGGAAGCAGAAUCUCAGUUGCAUAGUCCUGAAGAAGAAACUUUGAAGAAGGCACAAAAGAUGGACCAGGAUUUGCAGUUGCAUGGUACACUGGGAAGUUUUCAGACUGGCAGAGCAGAAAAACACCUUGACAGUGAAGCCCUAAAAGCAGGGGCAUUUGAUCGGAAAGAUAAGAGCCUGUCUGAGUGGAGAUAUUCCAGAGAACAGCCAUUUACCAUUGCUACUGCUCACUAUGUUACUGACUCGUCUGCAUCAAGAGUAGUGACUAAACAGUCUUCUGGUGAAAAAACCUUGGAUGGUUCAGAUAUCUUCAGUUUAAUAGAGUCUGCCAGAAAACCAACUGAGUUCAUAGGAGGGGUUACUUCUGCUCCCCAUAGCUGGGCUCAGAAAGUGGAAACAAAGAUAAGUCAACAAGCAGAUGAAGUGAAAGAAGAGGUGGAACUGCAUCUGGAUGCAAUGGAGAAGGUUGUGCAGGAGACCGUAAUAGUUGAGGAGAGACAUGUGAAAAGUGUGCAUGCAAGUGGGGAUACUGCUACAGUGGCUGGAGAUGAGCUGGAUGCUAAAGAACAGGCAGUACCUGCUGUUUCUGCUGCUGCUGCUGCUGCUGCUGCUAGUUUUCUAGGGAAAGAGGGCUCUGCAGUGACUGUGGGGGCCGAGGAGGAAAAAAGGGAGGAGGCUGAUAAAGCUGUAACCAAACAGGAAGAAAUUGCUUCUGCUUCUCAUGCUCAUGAGGAGGAGCAGAGUGCGACAGGCCACCUUUCAGAUUCAUUGGAAAGAAAACCUCACUUUGAGUCACCAGUUGUGAAGACAGAGACUAUCAGUUUUAGCAGUGUUUCCUCAGGUGGGGAGAAUCUUGAAGUUUCUACCAAGGAAGUGCCAGUAGUUCAUACAGAAACAAAAACCAUUACAUAUGAAUCUUCACAGAUGGAUUCCGGUGCCGACUUAGACCCAGGUGUACUGAUGAGUGCACAAACUAUCACAUCUGAAACUACCAGCACUACAACUACUACACAUAUCACCAAAACUGUGAAAGGAGGCAUCUCAGAGACAAGAAUUGAAAAGCGAAUAGUCAUCACUGGAGAUGCAGACAUUGACCAUGAUCAGGCGCUGGCUCAGGCAAUUAAAGAGGCCAAAGAGCAGCACCCUGACAUGUCAGUGACCAAAGUAGUGGUACAUAAAGAGACAGAAAUCACACCAGAAGAUGGGGAGGAUUGACCCACAGGAAUAAUUUAGCUUGCAUAUGAAUCCACACCAUUAGGAAUACCAGAGCCUAUAUGGAAUCUCAGUUCUAAUCAGACUGACUUAUGUCUGUCCAUGGAAAAGAAGAAUUGAUCUUGACUGCUAAUAAGACACUGGCAGAGAUACCCUCCCAUAGAAAGCAAUCUGAAUCCGCAUCAGUAAAACUAUUGCAUGAAGCAACGAUAAAAUUACAAAAAAGCAGCAUUUUUAAUUUUCAUAAAAUGUCUAAGUUUUCAGCUAUACCUGCACGUUCAUAAACAGUAUAAACAGUGAUCUUAUGUAACACACAAACAGUUCAUGCCUUUCACAGUUUACAAAAGUCUAAACAACUUUAAAUUUGUUAGGUGGCAAACCUUUUGUUUACGAAGACUGUAAAUGAAGAUUACCCUAAAAAAGCUAGAAGCUGUAUAGGUACGGUGUAUGAUGUUUUACCACACAUUAGAUGUACCAAUAACACAGUUUAUUCAGUAAACAACUUGAAUCUUCUGUCUGUUUCAUCUGGUUUUAUUAUUGCCCAACAAUGAUGAAUCUUUAAUCUUAUCAAAAUAUUUAAAUGCUUACAAAAUGUGCUUUGUAUACCUGACUAAAUACCUUAUGAGGUAGUGAUGAUUUUAGCUUAUUAACUCAAUUUUAAUUUUUUUUGUCAGCAUUGUUCAGAGUUACAGUCAGCUACCAGACACCCCCUUACAACUCUUAACCCUGUAAAUUCUUUGUAGUUAUUUUGGAGAAAAACUGUAUUUUCCUUAGCUUGUAGCAUUACAAAAUUAUUAAUCUGAAAUAAGCCUGAUUUUUUUUUAAUUGAAUUUUCCCUUUUAAUUCUCAAAGGAAAAAAAAUCAUUUCAGAACCUGGUCAACAUUUACUAUCUAGUUCAGAGCCAAGCCUUAAAUUGUACAGAACAUCCCCUCAUUAGUAUUCAGUCAUAAUAUCCAUUAAAAGGAUAUAGUCUCCAUUACACUGUCAGCUGCAUCACAACACAUGGUGAAUGUAUGUUUCUGCAUAGUGAAAUAAAAGUGGUAAAUGCAUCUAAAAUUGUAUUGUUCUGUGUUUAAAAGAAUCUAGUGCUUUUAUUUAUAUAUAUAUAUAGUCCAUACCUAAGUAACACUUGUGUGAUAUCAAAGGCUUUAUUCAUCUGAUAGUAGACACAUCCUGUCUUCAGUGGAAAAUGCUACAUUUUUAGUUAGCAGGGGGCCCAAAGGGAUAAUUAGAUGAAAAUGUAUGCCUUUGGGUAAAAUGAUUGCAAGGCAAAAGGAAUGGCCAAUUUCUUCUGUUUUCUGUAGCUGUAGACUCUGUUUCUCUUAAAGUAAAUGAAGGGUUUUACAAUUGGCUAAAAACUUGCAAUGAAACUAUAGCAUUGAUCCAUAUCUGUUUCAUUUAUGUUUGCACUAAAUCACGAUUAAAUUAUUUAUUUAAGAUGGUCCUCAUUAUUCUGUUUCCUCUUGCUUUUACCCCCUGACCAUAUCUUGGUGGUGAUUCAAGAGAGAUCCAUGGAGGCUAACUCACCCACCCACAACAUAAUAAACCCAGGUAGGACUGCAAGGAAUAAAUACAGGCAAAAUUUCCAGGAUAUUCAAGGCAAAAUGUUGUUCUUGAUUAUGUACACAGAUUAAGUGAAAAUAGCUUCAGUGCAGGGCUGGAUUUGACCCUAUGAUUUAUUACAAAUAUUUAUUUUCUUAAAUUAGAAAGGAAAUAUGAGUAUAUAUAUAAAUAUAUAUAUAUAUAUAUAUAUAUAAAGAGAAUCUGUAGAUAAUUCAAAAUAAUCUUCUAAGGCUUUUAGAGAUCUGCCCUUAGUCUCUUAAAAUGCCCUCUUCAUCCAUUUUUCAUGUCUUUUGUUCAAGAUCUUGCUCUGUGUAACUUUCCCCUUCCAAUGAAGCAGUCAUCUCUCACGUAUUACAUGAUAGAUAAUGCAAAGAUUGUGCUGUUACGUUCAUAGUCUCCAAGUUAUCCAUUCAUGUCCUUCUUUCUAAUCGUGCAGAUGUACAAGAAAAUAUCUCUGUAUAUUCUGUUCCUUCCCAGUGAAGUUAGAAUCACAUUUUUCCCACCUACACCUGUCCCAUCCCUGCCCAGGUUAUGGCUGUACAUGGAAGGCUUCCAUCCUAUUUUUCAGCAGACUACAUUCCAGGAUCAUGCUUCUGCAUCAAGGAGUUUAAAAAUAGACACUGAAGCCAUAUUGGUCUCCCCUCAGGUGUCCCUUACCUGGUCAGCUAAAAAACAGCAUUAUAUUACCUCAGAGAAAUGUGACAGGCUACUAUACUGCCUUCUGUCCAGACUUACCCUUAGCAUUAUAUUUUAGCAUGGCUUGAGGAGAUUGUACUUUGGUGAUUCUGUACAGCAUGUAUGCCAUCUAAAGGUACUGUAACUUUAUGAGGUUAGUCUCUUUAGAAAGGAUACUCAUGGCUACAUUAUGGCCUGAGCACGUGCUGAUUAAGGGGAGAUUAGAGUGGAUGGGCAAUGAAUGACCUCUUAGCGUCACUGUUAGCAGCAGACCUUUGCCUAGGGUAAUUCCUGGGCAUGGUUCCUAGGAAAUAAUAGCUUUGGUUUUUGUUAGAAACUGUUUCUUGGGUUGUCUGUCUAACGCUGUGCCACAUGAAAUAAAGAAUACCUGCCUGUUUCUACCAGCUA